CCGCCUAUGGGUGGAGUUCAAGGCAAUAUAGCCAGACAAACACAGGUAGUUUAAUGUCAUGCGCAUGCAAUAGAUUCCCAGAUUUUACAACGUUCCAUACGUGGUGGACUGCACUUAAAAUAAAAGAAGGGACAGCGUUUGUGCUUUGGCAAUUUCUUCACGUGAUUAUUGCCGGUGUCACGUGACAUUCUAGCUUCAGUGUUGCGGUUGCGGGUGAUGGCUUGGUGAUGCUCCCGAUAAACUAGCCUACAUCCUGGGACCAGUCUAGAGAGAAAAUCGUGCUAUACCAAGGUUGGACACUACCGACAAGUAGCUCCCACACCCCUCUCCUAUUCCUUCCUUGUCGUUGGACUCCACACCCCAGCUCAACAGACAGGAAUGGAGAACCAGGAGGAGUCGAGGAAGCUCAAUGGGGGGCCUGGGUCAGCGGCUCAGGGCUCGGGGGACGCCGGUCAGCCCAAGCAGAGCAUGCAGCUGAAGAAGGAGAUCUCGCUGCUCAACGGCGUCAGUCUCAUCGUGGGCAACAUGAUCGGCUCUGGCAUCUUUGUGUCGCCCAAGGGCGUGCUCAUCUACAGCGCCUCCUAUGGGCUGUCGCUGGUCAUCUGGGCCAUCGGCGGCAUCUUCUCCGUGUUCGGGGCACUGUGCUACGCGGAGCUGGGCACCACCAUCACCAAGUCAGGGGCCAGCUACGCCUACAUCCUCGAGUCCUUUGGGGGCUUCAUCGCCUUCAUCCGCCUGUGGACGUCGCUGCUCAUCAUCGAGCCCACGAGUCAGGCGAUUAUCGCCAUCACGUUCGCCAACUACCUCGUGCAACCUCUCUUCCCCACCUGCGAGCCGCCGUACUCCGCUUCACGCCUCAUCGCGGCCGCCUGCAUCUGCUUGCUGACAUUCAUCAACUCUGCCUACGUCAAGUGGGGCACCCGCGUACAGGAUCUCUUCACCUAUGCCAAAGUCCUGGCCCUCAUAGUCAUAAUCAUCACAGGGAUUGUCAAACUGUGCCAAGGAAACACAAAGAACUUUGAGGCCUCCUUCCAGGGUUCGUCCCUAGAGCCAGGGGACAUCGCUCUGGCCUUAUACUCUGCCCUCUUCUCCUACUCUGGGUGGGACACGCUUAACUUUGUUACCGAGGAGAUCAAGAAUCCUGAGAGGAACUUGCCCUUGGCCAUCGCCAUCUCCAUGCCCAUUGUCACAAUCAUCUACAUCCUGACCAACGUGGCAUAUUACGCCGUGCUGGACAUGAGUGCCAUCCUCGCCAGCGACGCUGUGGCGGUGACGUUUGCAGACCACACCCUUGGGGUCAUGAGCUGGACCAUCCCUAUAGCUGUGGCUCUGUCCUGCUACGGAGGACUGAACGCCUCCAUCAUCGCCGCGUCCAGGCUGUUCUUUGUGGGGUCGCGAGAAGGUCAUCUGCCGGAUGCUUUGUCCAUGAUUCAUGUGGAACGCUACACUCCUGUUCCUGCUCUGCUCUUCAAUUGUGCUAUGGCCCUGAUCUACCUGGCCGUGGAGGACGUCUUCCAGCUGAUCAACUACUACAGCUUCAGUUACUGGUUCUUCGUGGGUCUGUCUAUCGCUGGACAAAUCUACCUACGCUGGAAGGAACCAGACCGACCCCGACCUCUGAAGCUGACACUUUUGUACCCCAUCAUCUUCUGCCUGUGUACGGUGUUCCUGGUGGCAGUGCCUCUCUACAGUGACACGCUGAACUCCAUAAUUGGUAUAGCGAUCGCCCUCUCUGGAGUGCCAGUUUACUUCCUGGGAAUCUAUCUCCCAGAAUCCAAGAGGCCACCCAUCAUCUCAAAGCUGCUGCGUGCCAUCACACACUUUACUCAGUUCUCCUGCUUCUGCGUUCUCACUGAGAUGGAUGUGAGCGAGUGAAGGAGACCAUCACGGGAUCUCACUGCCACGUCACCCCAGCAGUCGCUCGCACUACACCUCCCCAAAACACUGACACCGCAGCAGGAGCGAGGACUCCACGUGGAUUUAUCCCACUCUCUUCACUUUCAGGCUUGACUUGAUUUAUUUCACAUGCUUGAAUACACUUUCAUCACCCGAUGGUCUACAUGUCAUGGCCGGUUCUUCUGGGUCUGGGAACAUGAAUUCACACACUCACCUGCACACCUGUUCUGCACCCGUUCUGUCCAGCAUGUGUCCACUCCUGGGGCCUCUGCUCCUCUCAGGGACGUCAUUGAGGAACAGUAGUGCUGAAUGCCCUGGGCCGCCUUCAGCCAACUGGACUGCUACACUUAAAGAAACCCAGGGUAUUUUAGCCAGCUAGACUGACACAUGAAGUGCCAGGGGCCUCUCCCCUCUCUGUGAUGAGAGGCUAAUGUUGGGUACCAAUACUGUCUGGGCGUUAUGGUUUGAUUCGUUUUUUUUUUUUUUUUUUUUUAAUAGAACGUUUUAAAUAUUGUAUUAUUUAUACACUGUUUUUAAUGAGGAAAUGAUUUGUUUUCCCAGACUUUCAAAGUUUCAGUGUAUGUGCGGUUUACAGCUUGUGAUGCAGCCUUCUAAUCAUAUUAAUGUAUGGUGUUUUGUAGAUGUGUCUGAUGGGGACUCUUCUGGGACUCUUAUUAAUCUACUUUCAAGCCUUCAUAUUAUGUGAAAAUGAACAGAAUCCUUUGUAUAUGCUGCUAUCCAAUUUCAUUCUGCCAUGUUUUUCUUGCAAAUAUUUAUGUAGGUAUCACUCUAAAUCAGUUUACUUGAGGCGAUUGUUAGGCAGAACUAGUUAUGAAAGCAGCUCUUCUGGUUGAAGGUAUCAGUUGCAUUCUGUUAUGAUCACUUGCCUACACCCCUUAUUUACAAAGGGUAUAUCGACCAUCAUUAUGCAGUAUCUAUUUCAAUGUCCCUCAUAUAUAGGCAAAGCUUGUCUCCAGAAAUAUAUAUUCUUUGUAUCAGUAGAUUUCAGUGUUAGUCUUGACUGUGUUAUACUAUUUGUGAAAUGAUUAUGGUGGUGUGUAUGAAUGCUGUACUGUACUACAGUGACUUCAGUGAAGUGUAUUAUUUUACUUUACAGUCACGAUGAUGUUCCUCCAUUAGUUUUCCAUCAUUGUGUGUGUGGCUAAGAACCGGACUGUCCACUGGUUCUCCAUUUUCUUUUAUCUGGGGCAAUAAAGAGUCACAAACUA
This is a messenger RNA of Alosa sapidissima (American shad), 3125 nucleotides long. It is a transcript of the gene slc7a6, whose product is annotated as solute carrier family 7 member 6. Gene Ontology annotation, biological process: amino acid transmembrane transport. Gene Ontology annotation, molecular function: L-amino acid transmembrane transporter activity. Lineage: Eukaryota; Metazoa; Chordata; Actinopteri; Clupeiformes; Clupeidae. The record is from RefSeq and is a predicted model, not a curated record. Bases 379 to 1875 code for a protein of 498 amino acids. The transcript is spliced from 10 exons. Gene Ontology annotation, cellular component: membrane.